GUCAGAUCUUAGUGCUUUUAAAAAAAAAAAAAAUAAUACUUAAACAAAGUAUUGUGCAAUAUUUCAAAUAAUUGUAAUAUAGAAAUAUAGUUAUCGUGGAUAGAAGACAGUGAAACAAAGUGAUUCAAUAUCAAAACACUUGUUUGUAAAAAAUGAUUAAUUCUCUGUUUGCUUCACGUGUGUGAUUGGCAAGCAUCUGAAGACAAAUUUUUCUGAGUUAAACUUUAGACUAAAGCAGAUAUAAUAAUAAAAUGCACUUCAAGUUCAUUAUAUCGUUAGUAAAUUAUUUUUUUAUUGCUAACCAUGUCCUUGGCGCACCGCCUGAUUUGGUCCCAGAGUCUACCGAGAACGAGCAUCUAAGUGGCGUUUAUGCAUACCUGACAAAUCUUCUUGAAACUCAACCAGAUCAGCCAAUUAGUAAUGUUACCUUGGAUCGGUUUUUUGCGUUUGUGGAUCCUUCCGAUUCUCAUGUACACUUAGUAGAUAAGUACUUCACGAUUUAUCCAAUGGACUGGCUAAACUAUCAAUUAACAGACAAUAUAGAUGAACUUUUAUUUCGACGCCUUGUAAGAUUUAUUUGCGUUGGAACUGGACGGAAUAUAAUAACAUACACUAGUUUAUUGGUGGGCAAAAUCGAAGGAAAACAAGAAAAGCAAGGACUGGAAAUUAUUCAGGGUGCUUUUGGCAUGGUAGAAAAACGGACAAGAAUGAGACAAGAAAGUUUGGCAAUACAAAAAGCGUUCGAGCUAGCUAGAAAAUAUUUCAACCUUCCUUCUGAAAGUAACCUUACAUUUGAUCAUUUAUUAUUUGUUUUGAAUACCACUAAUAAAGAUAAAAUACUCGAGUAUUUCAGAAUCAAAAGAGUUGGAACACAAUACCAAAACAAUGUACAUCCAGCUCUAUUCGAUGACAUCGUGAGAACAGUUUGCGCACAAAAUAAUACGAAUGUAUUAGACUUUAUGACAGCAAUUAAUAAUUCAAUGCGUUAUAUAUUGAACGACUAUUAGCUUAUUCAGAAUAUAUUAUGGUUAUUUCAAUUUGGUAUUAUGGUGCAGUAUACUAUUGCCAUCGACUAUCCUAUGUUCAUAUACUAUGUAAAAUUGUUAAAAAAGCAAAAUUGAUUGUAAAUUGUUUCGAUUGUUUGUAAAAUAUUAAUUAUCAACACAGUACAAUAAAUUCGAUUUCAAAGCAUAAAA
Adelges cooleyi (spruce gall adelgid) is the source of this 1196-nucleotide messenger RNA. RefSeq lists its product as uncharacterized. Lineage: Eukaryota; Metazoa; Arthropoda; Insecta; Hemiptera; Adelgidae. The record is from RefSeq and is a predicted model, not a curated record. The transcript is spliced from 7 exons. The coding region runs from base 252 to 1007 and encodes 251 amino acids.